CUGUUGGAGGGGUUUCCCGGAGAAGUUUCAGGCACCACUAUUUCUGCUCAAACAGAAUUUCUACCUGGUAACACAGUCAUCCAAAUUUUCAACGCUCCCUGCAAGUCUUAUUCCUGGUCUCCAUUGAAAAAAAUCAAGGUCAAAAAAAAAAAGAAAAAGAAAAAAGAAAAAAAUCAAGGUCAUCAGAUGCUAAAGCACUGAAAUCCCUGCCUUCAGGACUUCAUGUCCCUCCUAUCCCGGGACAUGAACUCCUCUUCGGAAAACAGCGCUCACGGUGAGGGCGGUACCGCCAGGCCGUUUUUCUACGUGCACGCGGUGGGCCCUCCGCCGUACCCGAGCCCCUGGUACCAGAAUCUCCCCGGUAAUCCGUGCUGUGUUCCGGGGGCAGGUUUCAGAAACGGAAGUCUGUAUUUUCCAUAUUCGGUGGUACUCAGUGAGUAUCCUGGCUUCCUCAUCCCUCAGUCCCCGUUGCCCACUGCAUUUUACCGAAGACCUAUGUUUUGUAACACAGCACAGUUCCGGCAGUGUAGUGGCUAUGGACAGAAAACAAAUACGAAAGAGACUCAGACUGAACCUCAUCAGGCUGAAAAUAUGACUCAGAAACAAGACACCCACUCAGAAGGUGAUAGGGUGACCAGUAUCCUGACUUCUAAUAUUGACACAAAAGCCGGCAAACCUGAAGCAACAGGUAGGGUUUUGUCUUCUGUUGUCCAGAAGGAGCCACAUCCUGAGAGCCCUUCUCCUAACAUCGUGUACAGGAUAUCACCUCAAGGACACUAUGUACCUGAGAAGGCAAAAACGAGGCCAGAACAGAGCAAAGGAUGCCCUGUAACACAGUUCUGGAAGACUUUGAAGGAAACUAUCCGUUUAUAUAACCUAACUUAUGGUAAGACCAUGCCAGAGAACCUGGUGCAGCAUAGUGGGAUUUCACAGAGUCCUUGUGAAAGUAGAAGUGUGCUCUAUAACCGUCAUGAGGGUGCAGACAGCAUCACAGGUAAAGAUGAUGAAAGCACUAUCUGGUCGAAACAGUGUCAUGAUGUAAAACAUGAUGAGGUGGUAAAGUCAGGCUCCAUCAGGGACAUGAACUUGGGAAAAGAAAAAGGCUGUGCAGCUGUUUCCCAAUUCCUGUCCUCUCCAGGUGAAGCAAAAGACAGAGAUGAAAUCCAGGAUACACUAAACUCCAGUCUGUGCCAGUCUUCUAGAGAUGGCAAUCAGCUCCAGCAGGAAAGGCCGUUCUGCUCCAGCAAUAAGGCCAUUGAGGACCUGAGCCUACAGUCCAAAUCCCAGAGUCCCAUUAGCUUUGGGGAGAACAUGCCAGACAAUGGCAGUGGGGGCCAUGGCCUCCUUGUGAAAGUGGAUGAAGGUGAAGUGGUAGAGAUGCACAGCUGCCCUCAGAGUUAUGUCCCUCCCCCUACCUCUCUGGCCCAGUUCAGCCAAGUCAGUGAAGGCAUUCAAUGUGAUAUGAGCCAGUGGCAGGAUGCAGAACACGAACAAUCUCCUGAGUCAUCACCAGAAAGCAGAAAGACCUCAGAGGAAGGGGCAGUCAGGUGUGGGGAAUUGGAUGAGGUGGUGGUGAGGGACGGCUUCCCCAAGUAUGUUCCUAACCCCGCCUGGUUGGCCCAGAUGAACAAGGGAGUAGAUGCGGGGAUUCAGUGUGAUGGCAGCUGGUGGCAGGAUGCAGAGCUGGAGAAAUCCCCUGACCAAAUGCCUUCCAAAGAUGAGGAGUCCUCACCAGCCUGCAAAACUGAGGGCUCACAGGGAAAGACCAUCAGGACUGGGGAACUGAACACAGAUGAAGAAAUGACCAGGAAGGAUGAGACUGAGGAGGAGGAGCAUGAGAACUUCAAGAAGUGUGCAGAUAUUCAAAAGUCUGUGACUGGCAGGAAGCAGACCUCCCUGAGCAACUUCUCAAGUGGGAACACAGGCUAUUUAGUGAGGGAAAAUGCUGCCUCGAACACUGUACUUCUUGAGGAUUCAGAAGACUGUGACUUCGAAGAGGAAGUUGAAGGUGAAAUGGAGGAGCUAGACUGCCUCUUUGCAGAAGUUAGUCCACUGGGCCCUGUGGCCUCUUCAAAAGGACAGAUUUAUCACAAGGCCGGCAGGAUCAUCCGGAUGCCACCUGAGUGCUGUCUCCCUUCCCAACUUCUUAUGUGGCCCACCAGAAAUAAGAACAGGUUAAAGCAUGGAGAAUAUGAGAGCAUCCCUGUAGUGUGCAAAGUGACAGGACAGGAUGGCCGGUUCCGAGGGGAAUGUACGACGGCCAUGCAGGAGGGGUUGGAGUCCAAGAGAGCCUCUCAUAAGUCCUGGGAACGUAACUGUCAGAGGUGGAAAACCAAGGUACCUUACAAAGUUUCAAACAGAUUCGAGGCAGAUGCUGUAAAGUUUAGGAAAUAGCAGGUACAGAGGAAACAGAUUACUGCGUUCCAGUUAUAUAGAAGAACUAAAUAAGUGAUGCAUCAUCAUGAUGGUUUAGAUUUGAAUUAAGAAAGCGAUCAUACCAACAAAAAGAAAACGUGACAUUAUAAAGCCUUUGGAAUUAAAUAAAACAGCAAAUAAAUUGAAUUGCAUAUGUG
Canis lupus familiaris (dog) is the source of this 2573-nucleotide messenger RNA. RefSeq lists its product as uncharacterized. The coding region runs from base 223 to 2394 and encodes 723 amino acids. The transcript is spliced from 6 exons. The record is from RefSeq and is a predicted model, not a curated record. NCBI's taxonomy places the organism in Eukaryota, Metazoa, Chordata, Mammalia, Carnivora, Canidae.